Molecule: messenger RNA, 7151 nt
Organism: Hippoglossus stenolepis (Pacific halibut)
Lineage: Eukaryota; Metazoa; Chordata; Actinopteri; Pleuronectiformes; Pleuronectidae
Gene: tgfbr3
Product: transforming growth factor, beta receptor III
Exons: 17
Coding region: 518-2983 (821 amino acids)
Source: RefSeq, a predicted model, not a curated record
AGUGGGACCCGAUGAGCCAGCAGCAGGGGCCCCUGAUCAGCCCGUGCACGCCGCUCUGGGGACGCUCUGCGGCGGCCACUCUCUCGCUCGGCUCAGCCUCCUCCCUCCAGGCCCCGCCUCCCGCAUGAAGCCCUCCGCAGAAGAGGAGGCAGACAGAAGACAGUUUAAAACUCCGAGCCAGAGACGCUGUUUGUCCAAACUUUGUUAAACUGUCGCCUCAAGUUCGUCCUCAGCUCAGUGUUUUUUUUAUUCACCACUGGAAAAAAAAAAACAAGGGUUUGAAGAGGAGGAGAAGAAGAAGGAGAGUGGGUGAUAUCCGCAUCCAGCAGCAGCGGAGCGACUACAAACUUUCCCCCCAAGUUGACUUCACAGUUUUCGGGAGACUCUUCACUGGCUAGAGCUGGAAGCUGACUUCCUGUACGCCACUCCAUAGAGAGGGAAAUCCUUGUGGAGGAAAGCAGGAGAAAGGCCUGUUCAUCCACCGUCCUCACGCUGGAAGCUGCAGGAUAAUAUCAAUAUGGCUUUAAGAUCACCCGUUCCUGUGUUACUUCUUGCAAUAUGUUGCCUAGCAUCUGCAGGUCCGUUGUUCCGCAGCCCAUGUGAGCUGCUGCCGGUGGGGAUGGCACACCCGGUGCAGGCCAUGCUGAAGAGCUUCACUGCCCUGUCAGGCUGUGCAAGCAGGGGCACUACCAGCCUCCCUCAGGAGGUCCACAUCAUCAACCUGAGAGGACACGCUCCAGAGGGACCAGACAACACCCCGGCAGAAGUUGAGUUGCAUCUGAAGCCCAUCCAGUCUCUGCUGCGCCACCAGAAGCCCCUGGUCUUCGUGCUCAGCUCCCCCCAGCCACUGAUCUGGAAGAUCAAGACAGAGAACCUGGCCCUGGGCAUCAAACGUACCUUUCAUGUAUCGGAGGGCUCAGAGGUCCACUUUCAGCCAGGAAACUUCUCGCUCACCUGCCAGAUCCAGAAGGAGACACUUCCCCAUGGCAAUGAGCACCUCCUCAGCUGGGCCCAGAAGAAGUACAAGGCAGUCACCUCUUUCUCUGAGCUCAGGAUGACUCAAGAUCUCUACAUCAAAGUUGGAGAAGACCCAGUGUUUUCUGACACCUGCAAGAUUGAUACCAAGUUCCUGUCUCUGAACUACCUGGGCGGCUACGUCGAGCCCCAGCCUUCAAAGGGCUGCGUGCUGUCUGGCCUCGACAAAGACCAAGAGGUCCACAUCAUCGAGCUGCAAGCCCCCAACUCCAGCAGUGCUUUCCAGGUGGAUGUCGUUGUGGAUCUCAGGCCUCUGGAGGAAGAUGCCCCCCUGCAUCGCGACGUCGUCUUGCUGCUCAAGUGCACCAAGUCUGUCAACUGGGUCAUCAAAAGCCACCGUGUGAUUGGCAACCUGGAGAUUGUGGCCUCUGACACUGUGGCUGUGAGCUCCACCACAGACAGACUGAUGCAAGUGUCAAAAUCCCCCAAGCAGCACUUGCCAUCAGGAUCACAAGCCUUGAUCAAGUGGGCAGAGGACCAUGGUUACAGUCCAGUCACGUCUUACACCAGCACUCCUGUAGCUAACCACUUCAGCAUCAGACUAAGAGAGCCAGAUGUGGUGGAUCCUCUGGAGAGCAUGUUGCCCCCGGAGCUCUCCAUCCUGCGCGACUCCAGUCCUUAUCCAGGAGCAGGAGUUGCUUCGCGACGCUCAGGCCGGCCCCACCUGCAGCGUCCCUCCAUCCUCGACGACCGGCCCUGGGAGAACAGCGAGCCAGAGGAGCAGCAGGGCGUCCUGAGUGUUGGCCUCAGUGUGCAGUGCGAGGACACAAGGAUGGUGGUCAGCAUUGACAAAGAGACUCUGCAAGCGAACGGAUUUAUUCAUGCCAACCUCACACUGCUAGACCCAAAAUGCAAAGCAACAGUCAAUGCCACCCACUACACGCUGGAAACUCCUCUGACAGGCUGUGAGACCACCGUAUUUGCCAUGCAGGGAAGCCCUAUGGCCCUCCACUUAAACUCUGUCUUGAUAAGUCAUGCUGAGAACAAGGAUGGGAGUGGUCGGCCGCUGGAUUUUGUAGAGAGGACGGUCAGCGAGCCCACAGAGCACCAGUCUGUCAUCGAGUUCAACUGCACAUACAGAAAGAACCAGGGAACCUCUGAAACACUUCCCAGGAUUGUACCGGGACCGUCCAGGCAGCCGGUCAACAACAUGACGUUCACUAUGGAGGUGUACAACACGCCGCCGACUAACAACCCCUCGCGCCAGGCCUUCUUCCCGGUUUCACCGAAUCAACAAGUCUUUGUGGAGGUCACAUCGACCGCAUCGGACUCGGAUCUGGGGUUCACCAUCAUAUCAUGCUCCAUUUCUCCCAACUCCAACCCCAGCGUGGCCUCAGACUACACCCUCAUUGAGACCGUCUGCCCCACAGACGAGUCCGUCCAUUUCUUAACUAAGACGGACUUCCCGAUCCCUCACGCUCGUUUGGAUAAGAAAAGUUUCAGCUUCACCUUCAGCUCAAAGUUGAACAUGUCCCGGCUUUUCCUGCACUGUGAGAUGUCUCUGUGUGCCAAGAGAUCCCAGAGCAGUCAGAGUCUGCCGCCGUGCCUGCAAACUGGUGAGUCCUGUGACUCUCUUAAGGUGGACAGCAUCCUCAAGAUGAUGAUGAACAGUAAGACGACUACCCAGCAGCUGGUUGUGCUGAAUAGCUCUGGUCCGCCAGACUUAACAGUUGAUCUUCCAUCCAAAGUACCCCAGAGCCCACAGGGACCUCCUAAGGAUAACACCAUGUAUGUGCUGGACACUCCAACAGUCGUGGGAAUCGCCUUUGCAGCCUUUGUGAUCGGGGCUUUGUUGACCGGAGCCCUGUGGUUUAUCUACUCCCACACAGGUGAGACAGCUGGCACGCAGCAGGUCCAGAAGUCCCAACUGGCCUCGGAGAACAGCAGCGCGGCUCACAGCAUCGGCAGCACGCAAAGCACGCCCUGCUCCAGCAGCAGCACAGCAUAGCCCAGGACACUUCCCCAGCGGGGGUGCACGGCCCUGCUGUGGCUCCUGGAAGGGCCCCGGAGGUUCACAGGGACCGGUUUGAGGAUUCCCUUCCGUGGAAGGAGUUCUUUUUGGAGGAAGUGGUAGGAAGGAAAAAAUAUAUAUAUAUAAAAUUUAAAAAAAUUUAAAAGAAGAAAACACACAAUAGCACCUGUAGCUGUUGUGUUAGUCCCCUUGUGCCACUUCAAGUGUGUGCAGUCAAAUGGACUGUCCUGGUGUGUAACAGUUCUGAGACUCAGCGGCAUCACCUCAUUUCUAGCAGAAAAAAAAGUCGACAAGAAUCAAAUGUGCGUGUACACCAGACAUUUCUUUCUAAUCCAAAUGCUGCUUUUUUUCUGAGCACAACAGAGCCUUUUGUUUUGACCUUAAAUGGUUCGACUUGGGCUGUUUGUAUCGAGCAGGUGCUCUGCAACAGCAGUGAUGUCAGUAUUAGUGAGUGAGAUGUCGAUGGCUGCACUGUAACAUGUUACUUUAGGACAUGCAGCACUCAACAUGGGAGAGCAGCAAAGCAACCACUAUUCACAUGUGGACAACAGUGCAGUAUUAGCAGGAGUCGUCAUCUGGAGCCAAAGAGAGAUAAUGGCUUUUAAGAGACGCAGGGCAGAGUAGGUAUUGAAUGUAUACACAAGAGUAAAAAGCCAAAAAAAUGUGAAAGAAAAAUGUGAAAGUCUUGCUGUUGAAUGCCACAUUUCAUAAUGAGCUAAUUACACUCAUCCCCCCCCCCUCACAAUGGAUUUAUACACACAGAUUUUCUUUCUGUAAAGUAGUUAUAGUUGUGCAUUUCAUUGGGUGGGGGUCUGAGUCUUAAUUUCAUACACAAGUUGUUACACAACUUCACAGGGGCAUUAUGGGUUCCCUAUUCUUACAGUCGUUUUUAAUGGAAAUGUUCAACAUUUUGGGAAAUAUUUUGUAAAAGUUAGAUGAGAAGAUGGAUGCCUCUUUUGUGUCUGUUCGUUAAAUGGGGAACACAGUGCAGGAGAUGAUUAGCCUCACUUAGCAUGAAGAUUAUAGAGCAAAACCUAUGAGUUCAGAGAUCAGUUCAAUGUUUUUAAGAAUGAUUCACAGAACAGAACUCCCCCUAAGACAUUUUUAAUUUCUGCCUGUGCAGGGAAAGGUGUUUAUUAAUUAGCUUUAGAUAUACUGGCAUGUGCAUCUUUAGCUUCCCUGUGCGUUUUUUAUGCUAAAGUGGCACAUUAAUUCACAUGCUCUAUCUCAUGUGUUGAAUCUGCAAACAAAAAGAAAGUGUUUUUAGGGGGAGAUUCAUACAUUAACUUCUCUUGCUAAAUGCUAAGCUUGGCUAAUCAACUCCCGGCUUCGGCACCAUGCCAAACUCAGAUGUGAGAGUUGCUUUGAGCUUGAAAGCAAAUAAGCAUAUUUCCCAAAACUAUUCAUUUCAUAUGUGUAUAUAUUUUUUUGUAAAUAUUGUAAAUAGCCAUGAAGCAUUGUGUGAAAAGGAUGUUGUUGUACUUGUGGACUGGACAGUGUAAGGUCCAAGUUUUCACCGUGUCAUAUUAUAAAAGUGACCAGUAAAUACCAGUGUUGAAUAACAAAAACGGGCGGGGGAUUUUUUUCGGACAUAAUUUUUUAAUCAUGGCUUAGCUGAUGCAGUUUGGAUCCCACUGUCUGUGCCUAUACACCAGGGCUGCCACUCAAUACUAUUUUCAUAUUGAUCAAUCAAAUCUUUGUUUGGUUUUAAAAAGCUCUACACUUUAGAAGCUAAAAAAAAGAAUAUUUGGCAUUUCCCUUGAUAAAAAACUGAAAUGAUGAUUACAUUUCUACCAAUUGAUUAUUCGGCUCAUUGUAGUCUUAUCGGACAGAGGCCAAGGGAGAGUAUUUUUUAUAUAAGGCCAAAUGUUCAGUGUUUUAUGGUUGUUUUUGUAAAUCUUGGCACUGACAGUGUUGAAUAAGCUCUAGCUCAAGCUCUUUGUUAUGAACAUAAAUUUGCAGGUGUUGGUCAAACUGCAACACCUCGACUACCCCACCGUCUCAGAAUAGCAUGAAUGUUUGCUGCAGUGCCUUCCGUCAUUAACCUGCAUGUAAUUGUAUCAGACUGUGUGUGGGACUAACCUUUAACGAUUUAACCAACAAGAAAAGCAGAAUGUAUGUUAUCUCAAAGCUUUUGAUCUUAUUUUUCUUUUAAUAUGUAAACAUGUAUAAAGCUUUCUACAGAGGGAACAGAGUAUAAAGAUAUAGAUAUAGAUAUAUAUAUUUGUGUAUAAAAUUAUAUUCUGGAAUAUAUAUAUAUAUAUAUAUAUAUAUAUACCAAGAGAAAUUGAUUGUUUUCUAUGUGUGUUAAGUACUGUGAAUUGUGGAUUUGCUCAUACAUAAGUCUUUAUGAUUUACGUAGAUCAUUAAUAAAAGCCCUGUGCCACGUUUAUGACACUUUGACAAAUGAAAUUUUUUAUUUGAAAUUAUCAAGUUUAAAAAAAACAUGAUUCACUGUCUAAUGGAAAAGUCUAAAUCUCAUCACAAUAUGUAAGUCUGAAAAAAUUGACUUUUUUUAACCUUUGAAACUUUAUUCAACAAUGUGUCAUAACACAAGCAAUGGGUUUAUAAUGAAUACUACAUAUAAAUAUGUAAUUUCUUCUGUACAUGGAAAAAACAUUUCCUAUGGUUUGUUCAAACAUUGUGACAGUUUGUGGUCACAUUUUCGCACUUGCCAAUAAUGUUUCAUGACUGAAGCUGUUGCGUAUUGAUUGCUCUUUUGUAUAAAUCAUGUUUUUACUCAAAUAUUUUCUCAUGAAGUAAAUAAAUCGGAUGUUGAAUUUAUCCAUUUGGAUCACAGCAUCUCAGAUAUCAGUUUCAUAUAUUUGGAGAUAAGCUGCAAUAAUGACUAUUCUUAUCAUAACAUUUAGUGAGGUUCCCACUAUAAAACCCACAUCCCCAAAUCGAUCCCCUCUUUUCUUCCUCCCAUUGCCAUAAUCAGGAACACAUACUGUAUCCCCAUUGACAUAAUGAAAAAUAAUUCAAUCAAAGCUGGACCACUAAUGGCAGCAGGGAAAUAAGAGCGAGGAUUGGGUAAUAAAUGUGGCUGUUCUCUGUUUGACUGGAGAAAAUCCAACCUUUUCUUAUUUGGUUUCUGGAAACUCAGCUGUUUUCACUAACACUUGAGAAAUCACUUUCAUUAAGUUCUAUUAGAACCACUUGGUUUCAGGGCAACAUUGAACCUUGUUUGUUGUGUCGGGCCUCGGGCCAGGGGGGUCUCAGUCAGCUCCGUUAUACAGUGACUGUACAGCAGUGACAUGCUGCAGCAUUAUUGUGAACAACAUUGUAUCCCACUGUAAACAGAGCACACUCUCCACGUCGUACAGAGUGGAAAUAUAAUCAGCGGUCAUUGUGGGCUUAGGGCUUUCUGACAUUCCUGUAGUUUUGCGGUUUCUCUUAUCGACUGUGGCGAAUCCAUCCCCCCCAUUUGUUAUUACCCCCCUCACUCCAACCCCCCCCACCCCGUGUGUCACGCCGUUCAGCUGUGAGCCUCCGAGUUAUGCUCUGGAUACAAUUAUCUCAUUUGAGAUAAUUUCUGGAUAUUCCCUCACUCAAACUAAUGAUACGGCGUCAACAUUCCUCCUCCUUCUCUAUUACCCCAGUGCAUGCUGGAAAAACCACUUCCCCCCCAUAGUAGAGAAUGAGGAUGAGUUACAUGCUGUCAAUAUGAAACAAUGAUGCUGUAUCACACUAGAGUCCCGCUCCUGGUCGAUGCCGAUCUGACAACAGCUGUAAUCGGAGCACGAAUCCAUUGAUUUAGUCAUUGAUUGUAUUUGUUAAACCAUUUUACUACCUCAUGUGUUUUUCUAUGAAUUUGUCAUUUGUGUGUGUUUGUAUGUGCGUGAGUGUUUUCUGUGCAUGUGUGUGAACUCGAGAGAAGUUGAAACUCUUAUAGACUAUACUCCAGUUUGAUGAUUUCGGGGCCCCUACAUUGUUUUACUGCAGUCCACAUGUCAUUCUUCUUCUCAAAGUAAACAAUGAAGUGGUCGAUGUUUGAUCACGAUGGUGAUAGGGGGCGUUGGAAAUGUGUAGAACUUUUGUCAGCAGUUACCGUUUCCUUUGGAGUUUGAAAACGUUUUAUACGCUGUAAAUAUGCAUGAUAUUUGUAUACCCAUUAUGUCCAAUAAAUUGUCAUGAUAAUCCA